Procambarus clarkii (red swamp crayfish) is the source of this 1637-nucleotide messenger RNA. Lineage: Eukaryota; Metazoa; Arthropoda; Malacostraca; Decapoda; Cambaridae. The record is from RefSeq and is a predicted model, not a curated record.
AGCAAGGUGGCUUCCUGGGUGGCUUCCUGGGUGGCUUCCUGGGUGGCUUCCUGGGUGGCUUCCUAGGUGGCUUCCUAGGUGGCUUCCUGGGUGGCUUCCUGGGUGGCUUCCUGGGUGGCUUCCUGGGUGGCUUCCUGGGUGGCUUCCUGGGUGGCUUCCUGGGUGGCUUCCUGGGUGGCUUCCUGUGUGGCUUCCUAGGUGGCUUCCUGGGUGGCUUCCUCGGUGGCUUCCUAGGUGGCUUCCUAGGUGGCUUCCUGGGUGGCUUCCUGCGUGGCUUCCAAGGUGGCUUCCGGUGUGGCUUCCUGGGUGGCUUCCAAGGUGGCUUCCUGGGUGGCUUCCUAGGUGGCUUCCUGGAUGGCUUCCUAGGUGGCUUCCUAGGUGGCUUCCUGGGUGGCUUCCUAGGUGGCUUCCAAGGUGGCUUCCUGGGUGGCUUCCUGGGUGGCUUCCUGGGUGGCUUCCUUGGUGGCUUCCUGGGUGGCUUCCUGGGUGGCUUCCUGGGUGGCUUCCAAGGUGGCUUCCGGUGUGGCUUCCUGGGUGGCUUCCUGGGUGGCUUCCUAGGUGGCUUCGUGGGUGGCUUCCUAGGUGGCUUCCUACGUGGCUUCGUGGGUGGCUUCCUAGGUGGCUUCCUCGGUGGCUUCCUGGGUGGCUUCCUGGGUGGCUUCCUGGGUGUCUUCCUGGGUGGCUUCCUGGGUGGCUUCCAAGGUGGCUUCCAAUGUGGCUUCCAAGGUGGCUUCCUGGGUGGCUUCCUAGGUGGCUUCCUCGGUGGCUUCCUGGGUGGCUUCCUUGGUGGCUUCCUGGGUGGCUUCCUAGGUGGCUUCCUGGGUAUCUUCCUAGGUGGCUUCCUCGGUGGCUUCCUGGGUGGCUUCCUGGGUGGCUUCCUGGGUGGCUUCCUAGGUGGCUUCCUGGGUGGCUUCCUGGGUGGCUUCCUGGGUGGCUUCCAAGGUGGCUUCCGGGGUGGCUUCCUGGGUGGCUUCCUGGGUGGCUUCCAAGGUGGUUUCCUAGGUGGCUUCCUGGGUGGCUUCCUAGGUGGCUUCCUGGGUGGCUUCCUAGGUGGCUUCCAAGGUGGCUUCCUGGGUGGCUUCCUAGGUGGCUUCCUGGGUGGCUUCCUGGGUGGCUUCCUAGGUGGCUUCCUGGGUGGCUUCCAAGGUGGCUUCCGGGGUGGCUUCCUGGGUGGCUUCCUAGGUGGCUUCCUGGGUGGCUUCCUGGGUGGCUUCCUGGGUGGCUUCCUAGGUGGCUUCCUGGGUGGCUUCCAAGGUGGCAUCCUGGGUGGCUUCCUGGGUGGCUUCCUAGGUGGCUUCGUGGGUGGCUUCCUAGGUGGCUUCCUGGGUGGCUUCCUGGGUGGCUUCCUAGGUGGCUUCCUGGGUGGCUUCCUAGGUGGCUUCCUGGGUGGCUUCCUAGGUGGCUUCCAAGGUGGCUUCCUGGGUGGCUUCCUAGGUGGCUUCCUAGGUGGCUUCCUGGGUGGCUUCCUAGGUGGCUUCCUGGGUGGCUUCCAAGGUGGCUUCCGGGGUGGCUUCCUGGGUGGCUUCCUAGGUGGCUUCCUGGGAGGCUUCAUAGGUGGCUUCCUAGGUGGCUUCCUAGGUGGCUUCCUGGGUGGCUUCCUAGGUGGCUUCCAAUGUAGCUUCCUAAGGGCUUCCUAG